UCUGUAGGGCAUUUCCUGGAAGCCCCCUGCACUGAGCCGGAAGGCCCUUCCUCCUGUCAACCCUGCCCUCAGGACACCUUCUUAUCUAGAGAGAACCAUAAGGAGAGGCUGUGUAGUCGAUGUCACGCCUGUGAUGAGGAUGGUCCUGCCCAUCAGGUUGUCAUCCGGAACUGCUCCAUCACAGCCAACACCCAGUGUGGCUGUGCCCCCGGCUGGUUCCCCGAAUGCGCUGUAAACCACUGCCGGUCUGACUCACCUUUCCUCUGCCUUCAGUGCCAAGACUGUGAGGUUCUGCACCGACACAUACAGACCCCUUGUUCUAGAGAAGACACUGUCUGUGGGAAGUGUCUGCCAGGCUUUUGUCAGGACCUGAAGAACAAUUGUGUUACAGCACCUUGCCCCACUCCUGAGAGUGAAAAGAAACUGUCUACAGCCAGCAGGCUGGUUCCCUACCCUCCACCUAAGCCCAAGUCCACUAGUAUCCAUUGUGGAAAUGAUUCCGGGAGCCAUUCAGAGAUGUGCUCGGGGAUCUCUAGCUCCAAGCAGGGCGUCUGGCUCCAGUACUUCCUGGUGGUGCCCCCAUCGCUAACAGUUCUGCUCUUGCUAGGAUGGGGCCUGUUCUACAUCUACCGGAAAAGCUGGGUCCCAAAGCCCCAGGUUCUUUAUGAAGCGGAGAUGGAGACCUUGAAACGCCAGUGGAUACUCAACCCUUCCCUUGGUAGCAGAGCUUCCCUGCCUCUGAGUAGGUACAACGAAGCGUGUGCCCUCCAGCUUGUGGGAACCCGAGGUCCCAGCAGCCCUCCGCUGGCCCGCGAAGUCUCGGGCCCGGAAGACGCAUGGCCUGUGCUCUGGGGCCAGCCGUCCAGCAGAGGGAAUGGGCCUGGGGCCGGCACUCUGCAGCCGGGCCCGCAGCUGUACGAGGUGAUGGACGCGGUGCCGGCGCGGCGCUGGAAGGAGUUCGUGCGGACCCUGGGACUUCGGGAGGCGGAGAUCGAGGCUGUGGAGGCGGAGAUCGGCCGCUUUCGCGACCAGCAGUACGAGAUGCUCAAGCGCUGGCGCCAACAGCAGCCGGCGGGGCUGGGCGCAGUCUACGCGGCCCUGGAGCGCAUGGGACUGGAAGGCUGCGCGGAAGAUCUGCGCAGCCGGCUGCAGCGGGGCCCGUGACCGUGACCGUGACGGAGAAGGGACUGACGCCUUCUAGGCGCCUUGACAAUCCUUCCCUCCCACCAGGCGGCCCGGGGAGGGUUAAAAAAAAAAAA
This is a messenger RNA of Sarcophilus harrisii (Tasmanian devil), 1259 nucleotides long. RefSeq names its product TNF receptor superfamily member 25 (gene TNFRSF25). The record is from RefSeq and is a predicted model, not a curated record. The transcript has 8 exons. Gene Ontology annotation, molecular function: protein binding. The annotation marks the transcript as partial. Gene Ontology annotation, cellular component: plasma membrane. NCBI's taxonomy places the organism in Eukaryota, Metazoa, Chordata, Mammalia, Dasyuromorphia, Dasyuridae. Gene Ontology annotation, biological process: signal transduction.